Molecule: messenger RNA, 1392 nt
Organism: Periophthalmus magnuspinnatus
Lineage: Eukaryota; Metazoa; Chordata; Actinopteri; Gobiiformes; Gobiidae
Gene: ucp1
Product: uncoupling protein 1
Exons: 7
Coding region: 186-1106 (306 amino acids)
Biological process (GO): mitochondrial transmembrane transport; response to cold; mitochondrial transport
Cellular component (GO): mitochondrial membrane
Molecular function (GO): oxidative phosphorylation uncoupler activity
Source: RefSeq, a predicted model, not a curated record
UGAGUGGACUUUGAUUUGACCUACCGUUCAGGAGUACACAGUAACGCCUCUCUGUACAAGUCAUAAAAAAGACACUGGUAAAUAUAUAAAUACAGAACUUCACAUCCAUCUCUCUUCUCUGGGCCCUGGAUUAUCACCUGAACUACCCGGACCAAUAAACACAUCAAAGGACACAACACUAAGAAAUGGUCGGACUCAAACCCUCAGAUGUCCCCCCUCCUCUGGGGGUCAAGAUGGCCAGUGCUGGGGCAGCUGCCUGUAUAGCUGAUUUAGUCACUUUUCCUCUGGACACAGCCAAAGUGCGGCUCCAGAUCCAGGGAGAGAAGACAGCGGUGCAGAAUAUCAGAUACAGAGGGGUGUUUGGGACCAUUGCCACCAUGGUGCGCACAGAGGGGCCCCGCUCCCUCUACAACGGGCUGGUGGCAGGACUACAGAGGCAGGUGUGCUUUGCCUCGGUCAGGAUAGGCCUCUAUGACAAUGUUAGAGAUUUUUACACAGGAGGAAAAGACAAUCCUGGAGUGCUGGUGCGGAUCUUGGCUGGCUGUACCACAGGAGCCAUGGCAGUGUCAUUCGCUCAGCCCACAGAUGUGGUGAAGGUGCGAUUCCAGGCACAGAUGAACUUGGAUGGCGUGGCUCGACGGUACAACGGCACCAUGCAGGCUUAUAGGCACAUCUUCCAGAACGAGGGUUUGAGAGGACUCUGGAAAGGCACACUUCCAAAUAUCACCAGAAAUGCACUGGUUAACUGCACAGAGCUGGUGACCUAUGAUCUGAUCAAAGAGGCUAUCCUGAGACAUAAGCUCAUGUCAGAUAAUCUGCCAUGUCACUUCGUCUCAGCUUUUGGGGCAGGUUUUGUUACCACGGUGAUAGCUUCCCCUGUGGAUGUUGUCAAAACCAGAUACAUGAACUCACCACCUGGACAAUACAAAAGUGCCAUUAACUGUGCUUGGGUCAUGCUGACCAAAGAGGGGCCCACAGCAUUCUACAAAGGGUUUGUGCCAUCAUUUCUCAGACUGGGCUCAUGGAACAUUGUGAUGUUUGUGUCAUUUGAACAAAUCAAGAGACUCAUGAUGGUCACUAAGAAAAAGAUAGAGACCACCAGCUAAACUCUGUUCUAUAAAGUGACUGAAAUUACCUCUGAGGUUAGCAACCCUCAGUCUGAAAGUCUUAUAUAAGCAGUAUUCCUGUCCUGUGGCAGCACAAGUCCUUUGUUUAAAAAGGGAAGACAGACCUCUUACUAUUAUGUAACUAAGGAGUUAACAAAUGAAAACUUUAUAUUUAUCAAUUUACAUGAACAUGUAAGCGCAUUUAGGCUGCAGUUUUAGGCAGUCAAAAAUAAUGCACCAAAUAGAUAUUAAAUGAUACCGGUCUUAGACAUAUUAAAUAUAAUGU